AUGUGUAUCUGUGGGGGGGGGGAUGUGUAUCUGUGGGGGGGGGGGUGGAUGUGUAUCUGUGGGGGGGGGGGGGUGGAUGUGUAUCUGUGGGGGGGGGGUGGAUGUGUAUCUGUGGGGGGGGGGGGGUGGUGGAUGUGUAUCUGUGGGGGGGGGGUGGAUGUGUAUCUGUGGGGGGGGGGGGGGGUGUGGAUGUGUGUGUAUCUGUGGGGGGGGGGGUGUAUCUGUGAGGGGGGGGGGUGUAUCUGUGAGGGGGGGGGGGUGGAUGUAUCUGUGAGGGGGGGGGGUGGAUGUGUAUCUGUGGGGGGGGGGUGGAUGUGUAUCUGUGGGGGGGGGGGUGGAUGUGUAUCUGUGGGGGGGGGGGGGGGGGGGGUGGAUGUGUAUCUGUGGGGGGGGGGGGGGUGGAUGUAUCUGUGA
This is a messenger RNA of Knipowitschia caucasica, 414 nucleotides long. The record is from the annotation of a GenBank genome assembly. Lineage: Eukaryota; Metazoa; Chordata; Actinopteri; Gobiiformes; Gobiidae.